AUGGCCCUGCCAGGCAUCCCCAGUGCCAUGACUCCAGCCUAUGCCCCGUGCUCAGAUGCAGAUCUUAUCUCCUCUGUCAGCUUGGUGGUCACGGUGAAAGACACCUGCGGACAAGCCUACGAGCACCUCGCGCACCUAGCCAGCAUGUUUCCCAGGGACAUGCCGGUCUUCUACGCCUACCCGGCCAUCCGUGGCUGCCGCCACGUGGAUGCGGAGGCCGCGGGCGCGAAGCUCUUCUCCAACUUCACCACGGUGGCUGUGGGCCGAAGUGAGGCACCCAUCGCGGGAUUCCUGAAGGUGCAGCCACUGCUGAGGACGAAGUACGCCGUGCUCAUGCACAACGACGCCUACCCAAUGGAGCGGGACUUCGCCUGCGAGCUCUUCCGGGCGCUCGAGGCGCACCCCGACUACCCCAUCGCCGCGCCGCAGAUCUACGAGGCCGCCGGUGACAAGAUCAUUGUCCCGCACGGGCACCACCAGAACCUGCACGUGCGGCCCUCCACCAGCAGCGUCAGCGGCUACCGCAUCGACUUCGACCUCAGCCUCAAUCUCCUCACGCAGCGGGAGCCCGAGGACUUCAAGGAGGGCCCGCAGGUCGACUUCCUGGAGGACCACGCCUUCUUCGCGCGCGCGGACCGCUACCACGAGCUGCUGGAUGCCUCGGGGUCGUUCACCCUGGAGUACUACGACAUGAUCCUGAACAUGAGGUCCCGUGACACUGCCGUCUGGUAUGUGCCCACGGCGCGCUGCAUCUUUGACGUCGAUACGAACAAGAUUACCUGGGAGGAUCUCCCCUACCUGGUCUACAAGAGGAGCGAGCAGAUCGGACAUCAGGUGCGAACUUACUUGACCAAGAAGUGGGGCGUGGAGUUUGUGAACACGGGAAUCUGGAACUACGUGCGCUACGUGAUGCUGGCGGACGUGGUGAUCUCGAAGGAGGAUCUCCCCACGGACUGGGAAGACCAAGCCGCGGUCUUCUACAGCUGGUUCGAAUCCGUGGGCUUCAACCGCUUCAACGGCCAAUACCUCCCAGACUUUGUGGAGGAUCCUACGGAGGGCCGCGUCAACAUCUCCCGGACCAUGCGGCAGACGCUGCCCACGGAGGUCUCCGCGCAGCGGAAGCCGCCAAAGAGUGCCCUGGAGCUUCUUCCGAAGCUCUCUCGGAAGAAGGUCGGCGCCAUCGAUAUCUCCUUCAAGGAGCCUCACCUGUCAGUGGGCGUGAGGCAGACCCAGUGCGAUGCAAGGGAUCCUUCCAGCUACAGGGAGUGUGGUAUGGCGGUGGAGGAUGGCAAUGAGUGUACUUGCUUCACUUAUGUGGUUCCCUUCAACCUCAAGACCACACUCUACUUGGACAAGCUCAUGGCCUGGAUGAAGCUUCCAGCAAGAGCGUUCAUGUACGGCCAGAUGAAGUACUGGUCCGUCCCCAUUGAAACAGACAAGGUUUCUUUCUACUGCGAGCAGACGCAGGAGGACUGCCAGUACCAGGUUUCCUUCUCGAAGAAUGCUACGGUUCUUCAGUGGUCCUGGUUUGGCGUUCGCGACAAGGAGGCCUUCACCCCCGAAGGCGUCGCUAUCGGCGCUGGGCUGGGCCUGGCGAUCUUGGUGCCCGUCCUGCUAUCGCAGUUUGGGCCCCGGCGGAUCCCAGAGGUUCAGUUGAAGGGGGGGCCAAAAGCAACGAAAGUGAUGUGA
This is a messenger RNA of Symbiodinium natans, 1689 nucleotides long. The record is from the annotation of a GenBank genome assembly. NCBI's taxonomy places the organism in Eukaryota, Dinophyceae, Suessiales, Symbiodiniaceae.